Oldenlandia corymbosa var. corymbosa is the source of this 402-nucleotide messenger RNA. The record is from the annotation of a GenBank genome assembly. Lineage: Eukaryota; Viridiplantae; Streptophyta; Magnoliopsida; Gentianales; Rubiaceae.
AUGGAACCAAUUGACGAAGAAGCUGAAUUUGAUAUUGGUUUUGAGGUUAACGGCAGUGAGACCGAUGUUGCUGAUGAUGUUGAUGUUUCAAUCAAUGGUGGAACUGACACAACUGGCACACAAGAAGGUGAUGAAGCAUCUCCUGCAAACAAAGGGGUGCGAAAGAAAAGAAGGUUAACAUCUUCAGUUUGGUAUCAUUUUCGAAUUCUACCUCAGAAACCAAAUGAAAAGUUUUGCUGUGAAUGUAAAAAAUGUGGUAAGAAAUACUUGGCUAGAAGUGAAAAUGGUACAGAAUUGGAUGAAUUAAACUUGGAAGAGUUGACCAGAGACAUAAUGAACUUGAAUAUCAACAAUGGUGGUGGUGUUCCAUUGAUUGAAGGAGGAAGUACUAAUACAACUUGA